CCUCUUGGGAGAAGGGAUGUGGGAGGAGGGGAAGAAACUUCCAGGGAGCUAGAAAGGGGGGGUAGGGAGAAAGAAAUAAAGACACCAGACAGAGGGAGACACACACACACACACACACACACACUCAGACACACAGAAAGAGAGGCCAACAGACAGACACAGACAGAAAGAAAGAGAAAAAGAGAAACAGAGACAGACGAUUCAGAUAGAAAUAGAGAGACAGUUAGUGGGAAGCAGACGAACUCACAGAGUCAGGAGUACAAAAAGGGAGAGAGACAGAAAGGACAGGGAAAGAGAAAUAAACAGAAAAUUAGACACCAAAGAGAUACAGGAAGAAAGACAGACUGAAGAGAGACCUUGAGAAAGCGCAGAGAGAAGCCGGGGCAGUGCGUGCCAGCUGGCGGCAUGGAGGGUCACCUGGCAUGGGAGAUGUAGUGGCUGAGACCUGGGCCGAGCUGAGUGGGCGGAGAGAAGCCGGUGCCUUGACAGGGGUCAGGGGGCAUGGGAGGGGCAGGAAUUCUGCUGCUGCUGCUGCUGCUGGCUGGGGUGGGGGUGGGGGAGGCCUGGAGACCCCCAAAGGGAAAGUGUCCUCUGAGUUGCUUGUGCUCCAAAGACAGUGCCCUGUGCGAGGGCUCCCCGGACCUGCCCGAGAGCUUCUCCCCGACCCUGCUGUCACUCUCACUGGUUAGGACCGGAGUCACCCAGCUGAAGGCGGGCAGCUUCCUGAGGGUACCGUCGCUGCACCUGCUCCUCUUCACAUCCAACUCCUUCUCCGUGAUUGAGGACGAUGCGUUUGCGGGCCUGUCCCACCUGCAGUACCUCUUUAUCGAGGACAAUGAGGUUGGCUCCAUCUCGAAGAACGCUCUCAGAGGACUCCGCUCCCUCACACAUCUAAGCCUGGCCAAUAACCAGCUCGAGACCCUCCCCAGAUUCCUGUUCCGAGGCCUGGAGACCCUGACUCAUGUGGACCUCCGCGGGAACCCGUUCCAGUGUGACUGCCGCGUCCUCUGGCUGCUGCAGUGGAUACCCACCGUGAACGCCAGCGUGGGGACGGGCGCCUGUGCCGGCCCCGCCGCCCUGGCCCACAUGCAGCUCGGCCACCUCGACCCCAAGACGUUCAAGUGCAGAGCCAUAGAGCUGUCCUGGUUCCAGAUGGUCGGAGAGUCAGCGCUGGGCGUAGAGGCUUUCUCCUACCAGGGGGAGCCCCACAUCGUCCUGGCCCAGCCCUUUGCUGGCCGCUGCCUGAUCCUGGCCUGGGACUACAGCCUGCAGCGCUUCCGGCAGGAGGAGGAGCUGUCUGCGCCCUCGGUGGUGUCCUGCAAGCCGCUGGUGCUGGGCCCGCGCCUCUUCGUGCUGGCCGCCCGCCUGUGGGGAGGCUCCCAGCUGUGGGCCCGGCCCGGCCCCGACCUGCGCCUGGCCCCGCUGCAGGCCCUGGCCCCGCGGCAGCUGCUGCGGCCCAAUGAUGCCGAGCUCCUGUGGCUGGACGGGCAGCCCUGCUUCGUGGUGGCCGACGCCUCCAAGGCGGGCAGCACCACACUGCUGUGCCGGGACGGGCCCGGCUUCUACCCGCGCCAGAGCCUGCACGCCUGGCACCGGGACACGGACGCCGAGGCCCUCGAGCUGGACGGCCGGCCCCACCUGCUGCUGGCCUCCGCCUCGCAGCGGCCCGUGCUCUUCCACUGGUUUGGGGGCCGCUUCGAGAGGCGCACGGACAUUCCCGAGGCCGAGGACGUCUACGCCACCCGCCACUUCCAGGCCGGCGGGGACGUGUUCCUGUGCCUGACCCGCUACAUCGGGGACUCUAUGGUCAUGCGCUGGGACGGCUCCAUGUUUCGCCUGCUGCAACAGCUUCCCUCUCGCGGUGCCCACGUCUUCCAGCCACUGCUCAUCGCCAGGGACCAGCUGGCUAUCCUGGGCAGCGACUUCGCCUUCAGCCAGGUCUUCCGCCUUGAGCCUGACAGGGGGCUCCUGGAGCCGCUGCAGGAGCUGGGCCCCCCGGCCUUGGUGGCCCCCCGUGCCUUUGCCCACAUCACCAUGGCCGGCAGACGCUUCCUCUUCGCUGCUUGCUUCAAGGGCCCCACACAGAUCUACCAGCAUCACGAGUUAGACCUCAGUGCCUGAGCCUGGAAGGGACCCUGGACGUGGCUGGCAGGAGGCUGGCAUGAGAAGUCCUGGGUCUCUGGACGCCUCCCUUGCCUGGCUUUCUGGCCCUAUUCAGAGGUGACGGCUGGUCCGAGAUACUGACCACAGACCAAGUUCGAGGCAAGAGCUGCUCCUCCAGUCUUAAGCAACAUCUUGGCUCGGGGCAGAAGACCCCUCCCCCUCCAAGGAUGACUUGGGGGGGCUCAGGCUGGGGUACCGCACACGGAGCCAGUACAGAAACCAUGGGGAGGGGGCUAAUGUGCAGAGCUCCACGCGGUCUGGAAGCGCCCCCCUCAACCCACUCCUACCCCUCCUGUUCCCUAUAAAAGUACUGAGAAGGAGAUAGCUUUCCUUUUCCUUCUGAACUCAAUCCAGCCAAUGGCUUUUAGAGCCCGCCUCCAUGACGUCAUCAGUCGCUGGGCCGCUUUCCCUGCCGGCCUUGCUAACUUCCUUUGCGGCUUGUGCGCACGCCUGCUGCCGAGGCGGAAGCCCAGCGUGUCUUCCCUGUUGCGCGUGCGCAAGGAAUAGGUGGGACAUGGAGAGUUGUUGCGGGGAGGCAGGGAUGCCCGGCCUCGGUCGGUGAAAGGGGCGAGGUCAGAAAGUGUAUGAGCUCAAUAAACGCACUGUG
Messenger RNA from Hippopotamus amphibius kiboko, 2770 nucleotides. It is a transcript of the gene LGI4, whose product is annotated as leucine rich repeat LGI family member 4. Gene Ontology annotation, molecular function: protein binding. The record is from RefSeq and is a predicted model, not a curated record. The coding region runs from base 502 to 2121 and encodes 539 amino acids. Gene Ontology annotation, biological process: neuron maturation; myelination in peripheral nervous system. Lineage: Eukaryota; Metazoa; Chordata; Mammalia; Artiodactyla; Hippopotamidae. The transcript has 9 exons.